UUUUGUUUGUAACAGUUGAAGCUCUGGAAGCCAUAGCCUCAAGGCUACAACAUACUGGUUGGAAUGUUUCUAGAGAUUCAUGCAGCAGAAGUCAAGGGCUAAAUAGGACAAUUACCACGAGAGCUGACGGGUUUGUUGACAUUGGUACCAAUAUAAUUUGCAACUGUAGCAACACUGUUUGCCACAUAACAACAAUCCAGUUAAAAGGAAUGAACUUGACAGGAGUUUUACCUGAAGAAUUUGCUAAUCUCCCUUCUCUGCAAGAAAUAGAUUUGUCUCGCAACUAUAUCAGUGGCCCUAUUCCUGCAAGUUACGGUCAGCUUCGUCUUCGCAUUUUGAGUUUUUUGGGGAACCGCAUCAAUGGGUCUAUACCUGAAGCACUAGGUGAUAUGUCUACACUUGAGGAGUUGGUCAUGUCAGACAAUCUUCUUGGAGGACCACUUCCUCCACAACUUGGACGCUUGUCUCGCUUGAGAAGAUUCGUUGCUUCUGCAAAUAACUUUACUGGAACUAUACCGGAUUCUUAUGGCAAUCUGACUAAUUUAGAAGAUUUUAGGAUAGAUGGGAGUACAUUAUCUGGGAGUAUACCUGAUUUUAUCGGAAACUGGAGAAAUCUCACAAGACUUGAUAUGCAAGGAACGAACAUGUCUGGACCCAUUCCUUCUACAAUAUCUCUGCUGACAAACUUGAAUUCAUUGAGGAUAUCUGAUUUGACUGGAUCAUCAAGUACGCCAUUUCCUAAUCUGGAGGCUAUGACAAACAUGGAGGAUUUGAUUUUGAGAAAUUGUUUGCUUAUUGGCCCAAUACCUAACUACAUUAAUGGACGAUACGUCAAUUUAAAAAACAUAGACCUGAGCUUCAACCGGUUGGAUGGUCCAGUACCUGAAUUAUUUCAAUUUAUAGACUUUGAUGCCUUGUUUCUGAAUAACAACUUACUAUCCGGAACAUUCCAGAGUGGAUGUUUGUUCGCACAGACAAGAUUGACUUAUCUUACAACAAUUUUAUAA
Lactuca virosa is the source of this 1007-nucleotide messenger RNA. The record is from the annotation of a GenBank genome assembly. NCBI's taxonomy places the organism in Eukaryota, Viridiplantae, Streptophyta, Magnoliopsida, Asterales, Asteraceae.